This is a messenger RNA of Medicago truncatula (barrel medic), 1518 nucleotides long. Its product is annotated as U-box domain-containing protein 8. The coding region runs from base 204 to 1355 and encodes 383 amino acids. Gene Ontology annotation, biological process: protein ubiquitination. Lineage: Eukaryota; Viridiplantae; Streptophyta; Magnoliopsida; Fabales; Fabaceae. The transcript has a single exon. The record is from RefSeq and is a predicted model, not a curated record. Gene Ontology annotation, molecular function: ubiquitin-protein transferase activity.
CGUGAUAUAAUUAUCUGGCCUUAACCCUCAUCGGCCCAACCAAUGCAGAAACAUGAUUACUCGCUCACUACUACACUCUUUAGUAGACCUAGGUAUAAAAAUCGGUGUACACGGACCAGUCUGUUUAACCUGCAAAUCACUAAAAAGGAGAUCGACAGCGCAUUCAAACUCAAAGAUUAGGUUUAGAUUUUGUUUUAGCCAAAAUGACAUCAGCAGCGGCUGAACAGCUUCUUGUGGCUGAACAGCUUAUUGAACACUUGAAGUGCCCAAUUUCGCUUGAAAUUAUGUCCGAUCCGGUUAUCCUCUCCUCCGGUCAGACCUUUGACCGUUCUUCAAUCCAACAAUGGCUUGACCUAGGUCACCGGAAAUGUCCAAUCACCAAAUUUCCCCUCCUCCAUACUUACCUCAUUCCCAAUCACGCCCUUCGUGCCAUCAUUUCCAGUUUUGCCCCUCCUCCACCCGAGACUCUUCCCCACCCUCCCCCUCUCCAAACCGAAGCCCCAACCCUAACCCUAACCCAAACCCUAGUCUCUGCCCUAACCUCUGAUGAGGCGCCCACUAAGUACAAACUCGAAUCGCUCAACAAACUCUUCUUUCUCUCAAAGCAUGACCCCCUCUUCCGCCGCAACAUCACCGACGCCCCCGUCAUACCAGUUGUCUUCUCAUGCCUCGCUAACGAGACCCUCCGCCACAAAGCUCUCGCCCUUCUCCUCAACAUCAGCCUUGAAGAUGAAAACAAGGUUGGCCUAAUGGCAGAAGGCAUCCUCGACCGUCUCAUUCCCAUUCUCUCCUCUGAAGUCUCCGACUGUAGCGCUGUGGCAGCAACCCUUAUCACUAGCUUGGCUCUCUUGGAACUAAACAGGGCGACGAUCGGGGCAUACCCACAUGCUAUUGAAUCUUUGGUUUCUCUCGUUCGCGAUGGUGUUGGUAGAGAGAAAAAAGAAGCAGCUACUGCACUCUACACUCUCUGUCGUUUUCCAAAUAAUCGAGUAACCGUUGUGGCAUGUGGAGCUGUACCAGUUUUGCUUCGAAGGCUCGACGCCGGUCUUGAACGAUGUGUUGAAGUUAUUGGGUUAUUGGCUGAGCGCAAAGAAGCAAUAGAAGAGAUGGAAAAGUUUGGUGGGUGUGUUGAGGUUCUUGCUGGUGUUUUGAAGAAUAGAACUAGAACUAAAAGAGGGGUUGAGUUUGCUCUUUUGGCUUUGAAAUAUCUCUGUUGUAACAGUGAAGAAAGUGUUACGGAAGCUGUUCGUGCUGGGGUUUUUGAAAGUUGCAUGGAGUUGAUGCAACAUGAUAGUGUUAGAGUUAGGGAAAAUGCUUCUUAUUUGAUCCUGGUUCUGCGCUCAAGGAAGCAAUGAUUCUUAUGACAAGGGAGGUUUGGUUGUUUAUUUUUCAAUAAAGACAAAGGUCAAAUUGUUGUUGUCAUAGUUAUUACAGACUCAUAGGGUUCUUUUUAGUUUUUAUUUGUACAUUUGAUAUUGGAUUUCAUUACAUUGCUGUUUCUUUUUCGUUGUUAUAAGG